GCUUACCUCUCGCGAGGCACAACUCGGAUUUCAUCAAUUUCAUAUUUUGAGAACUUCCCCGUCGAUGUUCAGGGCGGUCUAUCUCGAAACUACAGAACUCGCUGUGAUUCCGAUUCAUUCCCUGCUCCUCGUAAAUCUCGCGAGAAAGCCAUGUCAUUCACAACUAUAGCUGAGCGUAGCACGCUACUGCACGACGUAUUUGUGAAGAACCCGACUCAACCGGAGCGAGUUCAGGUCGAUCUUGAUCUCGGCGACGAAGUUCUAGACCCGAUCACAUUCAUCUCUUUCUGUCCGUAUGAAUGGCAGUCGAUGCUGAUGGCGAUCGCCACGCCGACUGAUAUCCACGUUUACAAGGUGCCGAUAAAUGACGACAUACUAGAAGGAUCUUCUGAAAAUGGAUCCCUGGCCUGCACUCGUUUGACCAGUUUCCACACCGAGACAAAGGUUGUCUCUCUCAGCUGGAACACCGAGACCUCUGUAAACCCUCCGGUGAAGGUAGGGAUUUUCGUCGCUCUCGAGGCCGGGGGAGUGGCUCAUUGUACUUGGGCGGACGAUACGGCGACAGCUCUGGUGAAGAAACUCCCGAGACAUAGAGGUAUUGUCAAUUCAGUCGAUGUCGAACCCUUGGUCGGUCAGAGUUGGGCUUCCGUGGGUAAUGACAACCUGCUCAACGUCUACAACGAGAAAGGCGAAGUUCGUGCUCAGCGGAUGCUCCGAACGGCCGGAAAACUCGUCAGAUUCCUCGAAAAUGAAAUCAUGGUCGUCGAGUUGAAUGGAACGAUACGCUUCUACGACACUCUCAGUGUGAGACCUCUGAGGACUGCAUUUUACCGCGCUCCGCUACCAGUCAAGUCGGAUUGUACAAACGGCAAAUUCGCUUGUGUCGAUGCCAGAGGUUCGAUAAAAAUGCAUCUUCAUUCGGACAAACCACCCUUGGAAUUCGCCGGCGGGAAUCUCUGUACAGCCAUAGCGUUGUCUCAAGUAGGCCCGUGGUGUGCUCUCGCAUCUCACGGAUCAUUCCGGAUCAUACACGACCAGAGUGGUCAGGUUAUACAGCAAGGGAACUUUACAUCGAUCAGGCAUCUGUGCUGGCAUCCUCAGCGAGCUCUACUGGCCAUAGCGCAUGGAAGUCGCAUAAGUAUCCUCAAAGUUCAGUGAAAGAUAUUCCUUCAAAUGGAGCGAUAUGCGAAAUAAUUGCGGCCAGGCGACAUCGUCGUUCUUCAUCAGGGGAGGAUGACGCUUCGAAGAGAACUUAUUGAUCAUUGCCGAAAAUAAAGAAGCUAAUGCA
Molecule: messenger RNA, 1288 nt
Organism: Galendromus occidentalis (western predatory mite)
Lineage: Eukaryota; Metazoa; Arthropoda; Arachnida; Mesostigmata; Phytoseiidae
Exons: 6
Coding region: 151-1158 (335 amino acids)
Cellular component (GO): nuclear pore outer ring
Molecular function (GO): protein binding
Source: RefSeq, a predicted model, not a curated record